GCAGAGAGGGAGAGAGAGAGCCACUACAGCACAUUCUCUCUCUCUUCCUCAUUCCCCCCUUCGAUUUGAGGCGAUCUGUAAUUCUCUUCCACAACAUCUGUUUCUUUACAAAUGUUCUCCUCCUUCUCAGUAACUUCCUCUCCGUGUCUUUAGUUCCCCACCUACCCAACUGAACCUACUUGUCCAUGUUCCAGUAGGGAAUGUAACCACCACCAGCAAAUUAAAAAAGCCAUCUUGAUUAUUCUUUUACUCCUACUCCUACUACUUCAAUUAUCUCUUCAUUUUUUCUCUCUCUGAUUUUCUUCCUUUCCCUUCUGCCCACUCUUAUCUUCCUACAGUUGCUUGAUUUACUUCCUUUCUUGAAAAAGUUUUGAUCUUUUUUUAAACUCAAUUCGUCUCCUUUCCUAAUGUAGAAUCCCGGGAUCGCAAUUGUAUCUAGGUUUUUUUUUUGGAGAUUUAUUUAUUUUAUUGGGGUUGUUUUGCAUUGCACAGCUGAAUGUUUGGUGGAUGGUAGUAAGAUUUAUCUGCUUUGGGGUUGCAGCGAGUCUUUAGAUUUUUCCUAUUUCUAUUCUGAUUGAUUUCCAGCUCUUUUGAUUCUUUGGAGAUUGGUUUUGGUUUGGCUUAUUUAGGGAGAAUUGCAAUCAAGCUACUGUUCAUUGUACCAUAUAUCUUUACAAGUCUUUUGGUUUUAGCGCUUGGUUCUUAUCCUAUAUUUGUUACUUUUUCAAGCUGUUUUUAAGUUAGGUCUUCCUCCAUGUAAAUGGAAUUCAGAAGCUAAGCCAUGAACGUCACAAAAGAUUAAAUUUUGUAUGCCUACUGCAUUCAAGAUACAGUUUUGACUGAGAAAUGCAGCUUUUUUUUCUUUUUGUUUUGCUGUGGGUUGGGCUUGUUCAAGGCAAUUCAGUCAAUUCAGAUAUAGAAGCACUGUUGGAGUUUAAGAAGGGGAUAAGUAAAGACCCUAUGGGUCUUGUUCUAGACUCUUGGGAUCGUUUUACAUCAGCGUCUGAGGCUUGCCCUCUUACCUGGUAUGGUAUCCAGUGCAAGGGAAAUCGAGUCGCCUCGAUCUCAUUAAGAAAUAUCAGUCUUGUAGGAAAUAUCAGUUUCUCUUCCCUUGCUCAACUGGAUAUGCUUCACAAUUUGUCUCUUGCAAAUAAUCAAUUGACAGGAAUUCUUACUCCUGAUUUGGGAGCUCUUAGUUCUUUAGAAUUUUUAGAUCUCUCUAGCAAUUCAUUUCAUGGGCAAAUACCUGACAAGUUCAUGGACUUGAGCAAUCUUAUCCAUCUGAAUCUGUCUUGGAAUAGUUUUGAGGUUGUAUUUCCAUCUGGUUUCAAUAAGUUACAGAAGUUGAAGUAUCUAGAUUUGCAGGCAAAUGGUUUGUUUGGUGAUGUGGGGAGUGUUAUUGGUCAACUACAAAGUGCUGUUUAUGUUGAUCUCAGCCAGAAUAAGUUCACUGGAGCACUUACUUCAAUGGCCGAUAACUCGAACAUUACUGGUUCUUUGCAGUACUUAAACAUUAGUCACAAUGUUUUAUCAGGAGAGUUAUUUGGAAAGGAUCUAGUGCCUUUGUUUGACAGUUUGGAGGUUUUUGACUCCAGUUUUAACAAGCUCAGUGGCCAGGUUCCUUCCUUCAAUUUUAUAGCUUCCCUUAAGACUCUUUGCCUCGGAAACAAUCAGUUUUCUGGACCUUUUCCUGAGGCCCUGUUCAAGGGGUUUUCCAUGGUUUUGGCUGAGCUUGAUUUGAGCUGCAAUAAUCUCACAGGUCCAUUGCUGAGUAUAACAUCCACUACUCUGAAGAAACUAAAUCUUUCCUCAAACAAUCUUAGUGGCUCUCUGCCUUCCAAGAUAGGGAGCUGUGCAAUUGUAGAUUUGAGCGAUAAUUUAUUUUCAGGAGAUGUUUCUGCAAUUAGAAGUUGGGGAAACUAUGUAGAGACUAUAGAUCUAAGUUCAAAUAAAUUGGAAGGAACUUUACUGAAUGAAACAUCUCAGUUUUUGAGGUUGAAAUCUCUGAGGCUUUCUAACAAUUUUUUAGAAGGAGAACUUCCACUUGUGAUAGGCACAUAUCCCGAUAUAAGCGCCAUUGAUUUGAGUCUCAACAAGCUCAACGGUCCACUUCCUCCAAGCCUAUUUUCAUCAGUAAGAUUGACGAAUCUGAAUCUUUCAUUCAAUAGAUUCACUGGACCUAUCUUUCCAGACAAAUUGAACACAGAAUCAGUUUCUCCUGAUGCUCCCUUGCUCCCAUAUCUAAAUUCUAGUCUUGUUUCUGUCGAUCUUUCUAACAACUUAUUAAGUGGGUCUCUACCUCGAGAAAUGAUUUCCAUGAGCCAUCUGCAAUUGCUGAAUAUAUCAAGGAAUAAUAUUUCUGGACAGAUUCCAAAAGAUAUGGGGAUACUUCAGAGCUUACUGUAUAUAGAUUUCUCUCAUAACCAAUUUGAAGGAACCUUACCUGAUAAUCUUCCUGAUGGCCUUUUGGGAUUCAAUGUUUCAUAUAAUAAUCUUUCUGGUAAUGUUCCCAAUAACUUGUUAAGGUUUCCUGAAUCCUCAUUUCGGCCGGGGAACUCCUUUCUGAAUUUACCUCCCAAAUUUCCAAUUAUUGCAAGUAUCAAUGAAAAGGAAAAGCAUCGCCAUCACAUGAGAAAUGUGAUAAUUUAUGGGUUUAUUGCUGGAGCUUUUGUUUGUGCUAUUAUUGUUCUCUUGUUCAUACUCAUAUAUCAGAAGCUAUCUCAAGGAAAUGAUAGGAGGGUUACUCAUCAGUGGAAAUCCUCCAUUAAAUGCAUUUUUAAACCACAGAAGAGUACUGUGCUGCCUCCAACUUCUUCAAGCUUUUCUCAAAAUCGUUUAUUUCAAUCGAGAUCUUUGUCUGCUCAAGCUGAGCAAGGAAGAAUCUCUUCUGCAAGUUGUAGAAAAGGUGUAGAACCUGUGAUGCAAGAGCAAUAUAAUGUUAGUGAGCUCUCACAAAGGAGUAACACAAGUACUACUGUGUCACAGUUCAUAACUUCACCUUCUUCCUCCAUUCACCAAACUUCAUUACAGCAAGCUCCAAUCCUAAAUGUUCUUUCUCCGGAUAGGCUCUCUGGUGAUUUGCAUCUCUUCGACAACUUGGUUGUAUUUACCGUUGAAGAACUUUCUCGAGCCCCAGCAGAAAUUAUUGGUAGAAGCUGCCAUGGAACAUCUUAUAAGGCGACUCUCGACAAAGGUCAUGUGGUGGCUGUUAAAUGGCUGAAGGAAGGUAUUGUGAAAAGCAAGAAGGAAUUUUCCCGAGAGGCGAAAAAGCUUGGGAGCAUUAGGCAUCCCAAUCUGGUUUCUUUAAAGGGUUAUUAUUGGGGUCCAAAAGAACAUGAGAGGCUUUUAAUAUCAGAUGGUAUUGAAGCAUUGUCUCUAACAGUUCAUCUUUGUGAGUUUGAACAGCGAAAGCUCGAUCCCCUCUCUCUGAGCCAUCGACUUACGAUUUCAGCCGACGUUGCUCGAUGCCUCGACCACCUCCACAAUGAGAAAUCCAUCCCUCAUGGAAAUCUCAAAUCCACCAACAUCCUCAUACAACAUCCAAACAUGAAUGCUGUUCUCACUGAUUACAGCCUCCACCGGAUCAUGACGCCUUCCGGCAUGGCCGAGCAGGUCCUGAACGCCGGCGCUCUCGGUUACCGGCCUCCGGAGUUCGCCAGCACCACCAAGCCUUGUCCUUCGCUGAAGAGUGAUGUGUAUGCCUUUGGCGUCGUUCUGCUUGAGCUCAUAACUGGUAGAAAUGCCGGUGAGAUUGUUUCUGGGAAUCCUGGUGGUGUGGAUUUAACAGACUGGGUAAGAUCAUUGGCCAUAAGUAAUUGUUCUUACGAAUGUUUUGAUAGGAAUAUCGUUGCAGAAACAGAAGGAAAUGAGGCCAUUUUCAGAGCACUGGAAGAACUGUUAGGAGUGGCUCUCAGGUGUAUUAGAUCUGCUGAUGAAAGACCUGAGAUUAGAACUGUUUUUGAAGAACUAUCUUCAAUGUUGCUAUAGCUUUCUUAGAGAACUGUUCUAACAUCAUUGUUUAGUUCCACCUCCCAAUUAUUUUUUAUUUUUUAUUUUAAAGUUUAGGGAGUGCAAAAUAAGAUUUAUUAAUGUCAUGA
Dendrobium catenatum is the source of this 4097-nucleotide messenger RNA. RefSeq names its product probable inactive receptor kinase At5g10020. Lineage: Eukaryota; Viridiplantae; Streptophyta; Magnoliopsida; Asparagales; Orchidaceae. The transcript is spliced from 3 exons. Gene Ontology annotation, biological process: protein phosphorylation. Gene Ontology annotation, molecular function: protein kinase activity; protein binding; ATP binding. The coding region runs from base 847 to 3987 and encodes 1046 amino acids. The record is from RefSeq and is a predicted model, not a curated record.